AUGUCAGCCGAGCAGGAGUAUAGGCAGCAACUGGAGAAGUCUAAGAAGGAGCUUGUAAAGAAGCUGGCUAUUCAGAUCAAGAGCGUCCAAACCAAGGAACCAGCAAACUUCUCCGCCGGGCGCGCCGGGCUCUCCAAAUUGCAGCAAGCACACGAGUCACUUAAAGUGGGCGGUGAGGCCAAGCGUUCCUGGUUAAGCAAGCUGAUGAAGAACAAGGCAGCGGCCCUGGAGCAACUUGGCGAAAAGCUGGCUGGUGGACGGUACCUGGCUCCCAUGAACCAAGAGACGGUGGGCGAGAGGGUGGAGGACUCGCUGGGACCCAACUUUGAUCAGUUUGGUAGCUUCCAAGGGGCACUGCAUCAAAUCAUUCAGACAGGCGUGGGCGACGAUGCCCUGGACCAAUUCUUCUUUGAUGAGGAAGAGGAGCGCGUGAUGACCACAUAUCAGAAGUGGCAGAUCAUCCGCCACGCUGCUGAGCAGGUGCUGGCGGUGUACGCUAACCGCAGCAACUCCCAAUGGAUUGAGGACGCGAGCUGGGCGGCGCCCCACGUCAUCAAUACCACCGCGGCGUCGGCGUCCGUUUACUCGAAUGCGGUCGACGCUGCGCUCACCCAAGGGUCCAUCGCGCUGUUCUUCAUCGACGACGGCCGCAUGAGCGAGAUGGGCGGUGACGAGGUGUCCCCCCUGGUGGCAACAGACCUGUGGCAGGCCAUCAAGGAGAUGGCGCCGAACAAGGCACGUCCCAUCCCCGGGGGAUGGGGGUCGUUCAGAAUGAAGGUGCCGUCCGGUCAGCGGUUAGAGCGGUUAUCGGUUGCAGGUCGCCACUUGCUGCACGCGGCGGUGUCGGUUGAGAUGUGGUACGGCGCAGUGGCGUUGCGGCAGACGAAGGUCGUCUUGGCGAUCGACUGCGAGUGCGAGUACUUCGUGGUGAACGAGCUGGCCAAAUGGAACUUCUUCGGACUGCACCACAGCAACGUGGUGCUGCUGCCGCUGCCUAGGUUCCAUGGCUUUGCGCAGGAUAUGCGGUCGGGCCACCUGGCGCACGUCAAGGGCUCCUCGAGACUGAUGCUGGGCACGGGCUACGCCAUGUUCUUGCUGAACUCCCCCGCGGAGGCCUACACGCUGUCCGCGGACGGCUCGGAGCCGCAGUGCUUGCAGGGCUCCGUGCUGGAGUGGCUCCUGGAGAAUAAGGCCUCCUGGCUGUACACAGGUCUGUUCAGCGACGUGGAGCGACUGCGGCCCGAAGCGCUAUUCGACAUGGACUUUCUCGCUGCGGGUCUAGCGGCGGUGGACAGGAUGGGAGCGAAUAUGGCGGUCGAGGUGGCGAUGGGUGAGCGGGAGCGGGAGGCACGACUGCACGACUCGCUGGUACUCGCCCGGGGAUCCGUCGUGGCCGCCUCCGCCGCUGCCGCCGUGAUGGGGACCGCCGCCGCUAGCGGCGGCGGCGAUGCCGUCGCCUCCGGCGCCAUCUCGCCCUCCGGUCCCACGAACUGCAACCUGCGGCCCAGCAGCAUGCGCACCGUCAAGAGCUACAAGCUGCUGCAGACGACUGCCAGCUCGCCUCACGGGUUCUACAUCGCCACGCACCGCUACGUAUUCAACGUCAGGGCGCUCCAGGGGAUGCUGGUCGACCCCGCGGCGUUCCAUGCGGACGUCUACCUGCAAGACUUCUACGCCUACGCCACCUUUGACAUCAGCGACCUGACCACUUUCCGUCCGGCCAACUGCGCCUGCAUCCUGGGUACCCAGGGCCUCAAGGCGCCCGUCAUGAGUGAGGUCAUAUACGGCAAGGAGUGGCUGGCACACACCGCCACCAUCCUGCAGCUGCAGGACGGCAUUAAGGAGUUCAGACGCAAGGCCGUAGAGCUGUACGACCACGCGAAAAUGAUGGCGGCGGCGGGACCGGCUUUGCGCACCAGCACCUUCAAGGAGAAGCAGGGUUACAAUGUGCUACUGGUGUUAACCCCGGAUCACGGCCGGUUAGUCAAACCGGCGUUGCGCAUGGCCCGACUGUUCGUACACAAUGUCGUGGACCGACUGCACGUGUACCUGAUGGUCACGGAAGCGGACAGCAAGACUCGCGCCCGGGAGCUUCUUGACCAGGUUACUGACAAGGAGCUGGAGUUCCAUCAGCAGCUGAUUCGGGAGGUGGUGGUGCGGCCCCUGGGGGUGGCCCUUGCGGAGGCGGUGCAGGGGCUAGUGCCCCGAGUGGCGGCGAAGAUGCUGGUGGUCCCCAGCGAGCGACUGUGCGUCGCAGGCGCAGCGGCCGAUUUGGGUCAGCUGGCGGGCAGCUCCGCUCUUUCGCUCGCCAAGUCCAUCACCUCUAUCCCGCUGCUCAUCGUGAAGGCCAACACGAUGCCGGGGGCGCCUGGUGGCCCGGCGAUCAGCGGCGGCGGCAGCGGGCCCCCGAGCGGAGGCCGAUCCAACGGCGGCGCUGCCGGGGGUUCGAUGCUGUCGGCGAGGGGAGCCGGUGGGACGUUGCAGAAGAGCUUCUCGACAGGGGGCCAGGCGGGUGCCCAGACCAAGGACGCGCUUUGCGCCAUGGUGCAUCUGGACUCUACCAGCGUGGGGCCGCUAGUGGAGUUUGUCAGCGGUGCCCUCACCACCGGCACGGACUCGCUGUACUUGGUCCGAAGCGCCGCCCUGGAGCGGGACGGACAGCUGACCAUGCGGUCGCGCCGCGUGUUCGUACAGGCGCGCAUGUCAGUGGCGCAGGCACUGCGGGUGGAGGAACGAGCGUAUGCGGGGUCGGCGGCGGUGGAGCUGCCAAAGGCUGUGGACACAGAGAAUGUGGACUUGCUGGCCCUCAGCUGCCCUGCCGACAUGAUCAUCAGCAAGGACACGGAACAGCUCCUGACGCUGUGCCGUACCAGCAUCCUGGUGCGGCCGUGGCAUGCACUGUCGGUAUCAAAGGGGGGCAUUACGCCAUGCGAUGCUUCGCCAGCCGGCGCUGUGGUGCCGGCACAGUCGUCCGCGACACGGCUGUACGACUACGGCUGGGUGGCUGUAUAG
Volvox carteri f. nagariensis is the source of this 3012-nucleotide messenger RNA. RefSeq lists its product as uncharacterized. Lineage: Eukaryota; Viridiplantae; Chlorophyta; Chlorophyceae; Chlamydomonadales; Volvocaceae. The record is from RefSeq and is a predicted model, not a curated record. Bases 1 to 3012 code for a protein of 1003 amino acids. The transcript has 21 exons.